Messenger RNA from Apis laboriosa (Himalayan honeybee), 818 nucleotides. RefSeq lists its product as uncharacterized. The coding region runs from base 377 to 670 and encodes 97 amino acids. The record is from RefSeq and is a predicted model, not a curated record. The transcript is spliced from 3 exons. Lineage: Eukaryota; Metazoa; Arthropoda; Insecta; Hymenoptera; Apidae.
CUCCAUUUGGAGAAAUCAAUGAUAAAUAAAAAACUAAAAGAACGGAAAAAAAGUAAUUGCGAAUUUAAAUAUUAUUUAAUUUAAUUUAAGUUUUUUUCUUAAGUAUUAACUAAUUGGAAGAAAGAUUCUCCGAUAUAAGAGUGGUGUACUAUUGCCGUAUGGUAAGCAUUUCGAGUAUAAAAGCCGCUUCUGCCGAUUGCGCGCUUAGUUUCACUUCACGUUAACCAAUUGUGAAACAACACACUACUGACCAUUUGCAUCGACAUCAGGAAAUUAUAUUUUUUAUUGAAUAAUUGUUAGUCAGUUAAAUUGACUUUAUUGAUAUAUGCAAUUAUAUAUCGGUUUAUCUAUUUCUAGAAUUCAACAUUAAAUCAAUAUGGAAAUUCGUUUCAUGCUAUUAGCAAUAUUAUUCGUUGUGGAAAUAAUUAUGGCAUUUCCACAAAAAGAUGGUCAAAUUUUUAGUAAUGAGGCUAUAAAACAAGCACAGAAUACUUAUCUUAUUCCAAAAGAUGCGACAAUACAAAAAGUUCAAGAAGGUAUUGAACUGGCAGCUUAUGAGUCAAUUCCUGGAGAGCAGAAGAUCAAUCUUUUUGAAAUUUUGGGAGCACAUGUUCCAUCGGAAGUGGUGAACAAUCUCCAAGCCCAGAUUGACCAAAUAGGACGAAAUUAAAUUCGCUUGCUCUUUUCCAUUGCUAUCGUCGUUUCCUUGUAAAAAAUUUUUUUACUUAAAUUUAAGUUUUAUAACAAUUAUUUAUAAAAUGAUACGAUGUAUUUAGACUUUUCCAUUUUUGAUAAAUAAAUGAUUAAAAAUACUAUAA